Molecule: messenger RNA, 759 nt
Organism: Fusarium fujikuroi IMI 58289
Lineage: Eukaryota; Fungi; Ascomycota; Sordariomycetes; Hypocreales; Nectriaceae
Exons: 3
Coding region: 1-759 (252 amino acids)
Source: RefSeq, a predicted model, not a curated record
AUGCUGACCAUCCCAGAACGCCACUACUCAUAUGAGUGUAAAGCCACUGCCCAAGAGCGUCCCUACGUGUCGCGUCCAUCGCGAUCUCAGCAGUUCCGAAAUCCCAAACUGGUGCCCAAGCUCACAAAUGAGACAUUGAACCCUCUUGAGCAAAAGAAAGGUGUGGCGGAUGAAGAGCUGGCUAAAUUGGAAGCCUCACGCGCCCGCGAGCGCGAGCGAGAACAGAGAGACGAUGGGCUGUUUGAGCCAAACGUAAAACCUCAUGGAUCAGUGUCUUCUCGUUCAGUUUCUACCAUCUCCACUGGCGCUUCGCGAUCACCAUCACUUGGUAAAGACAGGGCCAGAUCCCCUGCCCAGUCGCCACGCAGUCGAAGCCCCUAUUCAGACGACUCACAGCCCGAAGCCCUCGUGUGGAAGCUCGACACAGGCGUUCCGAUUCUGGUCGCAGCCCUUCUCCUGGAGAUUUUGACCAUCGCAACCAGUACAGGUCCCGGGACCCUUUACCUUCUGUCAAGGGGAGCGCGCCACCAAGGCAUCCUAGGGAAUAUCUACCCAAGUCUCGGAGUCCGCAUAGCUUUCGUCAUCGACGUUCUGGGAGCCCAAGGUCGCCCCAGCCGAGAGGCAGACGUGAUCAGAGGCCAGAUCGAUCCAGGACUAGGCAUGACCGUGAGAGACUGCCACCUCGUGGAAGGUUUGAUGACAGAAGACAAGGACACGGAGGCCCAGAUCCUGGGGAUCACGCACGAGAACGAAGCUUGA